Messenger RNA from Acipenser ruthenus (sterlet), 787 nucleotides. Its product is annotated as asialoglycoprotein receptor 2-like. Gene Ontology annotation, cellular component: external side of plasma membrane. Bases 1 to 510 code for a protein of 169 amino acids. Gene Ontology annotation, molecular function: carbohydrate binding. The record is from RefSeq and is a predicted model, not a curated record. The transcript is spliced from 4 exons. Gene Ontology annotation, biological process: immune response; biological process involved in interspecies interaction between organisms. Lineage: Eukaryota; Metazoa; Chordata; Actinopteri; Acipenseriformes; Acipenseridae.
AUGCGGAGAAACCUGCCCGUGGACACAACGCAGUGCAGAAUCCUCCACUGCAGGUCCUCCACUCUCUUGCGGGUUUGUUGUCCAGAGAAGUGGGUGCAGUUCAAUGGAAAGUGCUACUACUUCUCAACUGAUAAAAUGGACUGGAAAUCCAGCCGGGCUAGCUGUGUGUCAAUGGGAGCAGACCUGGUGAUUAUAAAGAGUGAGGCAGAGCAGAGAUUCUUAUUGAAUGAAGCUAAAGCCCAUGCAGGGAAUCGCUACUGGAUCGGCCUGACUGAUGCUGUUACUGAAGGAGCCUGGCUCUGGGUGGACGGCACUCCUCUCAAUGACAAGGCAAAGUACUGGUACGGUAAGGAGCCUGAUGACUGGAAGGAAGAUGAGGACUCGUCCGGGCAGGAUUGUGCAGACCUUCUGUAUAUGUCAGAUACCCUCAAAGUCUGGUCUGAUCAAUCGUGCACACAGCCACCCAAUAGAAGGAUUUGUGAAACCAUGGCAGUGAUAAUCCAUAUAUAAAACCAAUGUGGGUCUGUUUCACUUUCUCUCUCUAUUUAGAUAGCAAACAGGCUACAAAAUGGAUCCCACAAAUUAUUUACAUUUCACUUUAUUAAACUGUGGUAUCUAAGUGUUUUUAUGAAAUAUGUAAAACAAAUACACAUUAAAUCAAGCCAGAGCUUUUAUAAAGAGUUUGUGAUUCAAUUGCCAUUGUGAUUAUUGUUUUUAUAUUUCCCCUGACGUUUGCAAUCAUUUAUAAAAACAGAUCUAGAGAACAAUGAUAAUAACUCAGUAUUGG